Molecule: messenger RNA, 4947 nt
Organism: Penaeus vannamei (Pacific white shrimp)
Lineage: Eukaryota; Metazoa; Arthropoda; Malacostraca; Decapoda; Penaeidae
Source: RefSeq, a predicted model, not a curated record
AUGAACUACCACUCCACGCCAGCAUUCCCAACAGUAUUAAAUAUUAAGUUAGCAAGUUAUACCUUACUGCUACCACUGAAAACCAGUAUAUACAAGGACUUAUAUGAUGCUGUUAUCGCCUUUAUUAGUGUUUUCAUUGUGGGUGCUAUCAUUCUGGUAGUGGUGGUGAUGGAGCUGCACCGACUCGCGAAAGCAGAACCAAACCGGCGUGGUGCGGCGGUCGAGCCUCCCAAGGAAGAACAAAAUGCUCUCAGCUACAUGCAGCCGGAGAUUCUGCCCAUACAAAUCAUGAUUGAUGUGCUUAAAGAGCGAGGAAUGAAAGCAGCUUCACUCCAGGGAACAGAUAGAGGUCACAUAAUAAGCCUCUUCCACAAACAUGUUUGCCCUAAACAUCGACGGGACUACCGAGAUAAUAGGAGGGGGAAGAUCAUGAUUGCACAGAGAAGUAAAAGAGAAAAAGGCUCUGUUGAUGAAAAUUGGAAAAAGAUGGUCAUGGAUUCCAAAGAAAGAUCACUGUCAUCAUCAAAUGCCUCUGACUAUGCCAGUGCUGAACGCCUCAAGCCUCCUCCAUCGUGCAUUAACACAGAAAGAAAGACUAUUAAGUUAGGUGGUUUCAACAAGACUUCUGCAUCGAAUAUGGACUUUAUUGUGGUUAAGAGAAGAAGUUCAGAGGAUAGUGACCAAGGACCUGAAAAAUUGAGAAAAAUGUCAGGAGAAAGAGACUCAGAGCAGAAUAAAAGAAAAGAUAAUGAGGACCAUGAAAAUUCCAAGAAGAUGAGAAAAGAUACAGAGGAUGAGAAUGAUAAGACCUCACAGGAGAAUGGGAAGAAAAUGAAACAUGACAGAAAGCCCAUCACCUGGCCGUGAUUUUGUCAUUGGUAAUUAUUAUCUUAGAAUGCAUAGAUAUAAGGCAGCAAGUAGGAAAUGGAAAUGACUGACAAGAGAAAAUGUUUAGCCAGCUCUUUAGUAUGGUGAAGGAAAUAAAUGCUGAUAACACAAUAUAUAGAGUGGAAUAUAGUGUCUGCCUCUGUUGAGAAGUGCUUCGGGGAGUAAUUUCAGUGAUUGUAUAUAUACACCAAAGCUUAGAGGAAUAUUCUUUUCUGCUUGAACUUGUAUAAGUAAGAAACUCGUGCAUAGAAAUGUUUCUCUAAUAGCCUAAAUGCAAAUGUUUGUAUAGUAUGUCCAUGAUACUCUUUGAAUAUAGAACCCUACUUACAGACUAGUGGUGGAAAAUAUUCUUGGGUUCUUUAUAGUAUACCUGUAAUGCUACUACUCUUUAUUUUAUUUUUUAAGAAUUUAUUUAGAUAUGAAUUACACAGCACUAAUGGCUUAUAUACAUGAACUAAUGUCUAACUUGUUGAUUUUUGUCUUUUUGCUAUUGGACAACAGGGAUAAUAGAAUUAACUGUUCACCUUUUCCUACAACUCACUCAUUUGAUAAGUAGAAUAACGGCUUUGGAAUGUUUUAAAAUUCUUUGUUAUUUCAAUUCACUUGUCUUUUUUCUUACAACCAAUAGUCUCUGGGAAUAUUUAUCUAUUUUUGUUAUAUACGAGGCAGUUUACCAAAGACAGAUAGUGCUGUGAGGGGACACCUUUACCCCUUAAAAAGUGCAUAUCUUACAGUCUGAUGUAGAUGUGGCUAAGUUUUAUACCAAACAGUUGCAUCUGUCUACUUAACUCAGUAUAUGCACAAAUAUUUGUAUUUUGGGAAUCUACAGAUUAAAAUCUACAUUAUGAGAUUUAUUAGUAUUUAUUAGUAAAUUCAGUGUGCCCUGCAUCCUCAUGAAGGAUUAUCAAAAUGUAGUUUGCACAUCCUCUAGGGGUUAAAGGAACUAUUAACUACUAAAAUGCCUGAAUAUAGUUAUAACUUUUUUUUUGGAUCAUGUAAUGAUAUAAUCUAAACCACCUUAGAUUAUUGUAUGUACCUAAUUGUAUGUUUAAACAUACAAUAAGGUGACCUGAUCAUUGGCAUACAAACAUGUAUUGAGGGCACUGUCAUCCUGAAAUAUGUUUUUGAUAAAAUUGAGAAUUGAGAGUUAUAGUCCCCUUAAGAGGAUAUCAGAAAGCAUUAGAGACAUAAUUAACAUUUUAGCUACAUAGGUUUUGAUUUACAUGUCACUUAUUUGUAUUAAAAUUGCUUAUUUAUUAUGCUUCACAGAGCAUAUCGCUGAAACAUAUGUAAGGUAGAAAUUUGAAGUCCAGUAAACUUAUGGGAAAAGGUCUUUAUUUGAAUAAGCCUAAUUUCAGCUCACAAUUGGCAUUAUGCAACUUGUGUGAUGAUCCACAGUUUCCAAUACAUUUUGUCAAUAAUCAGAUAACAAGAAGAGACAAAUGAAAUGUAGUAUCAAAAGAUUAUUGGUAUUUUGGAAGGUUUAUUGAGCUCUAACCACAAACACACUUUCUAUCCUGAUGUUUAAACAUACAAGUAGGUGACCUGAUCAUUGGCAUACAGACAUGUAUUGAGGGCACUGUCGUCCUGAAAUAUGUUUUUGAUAAAAUGAUUACAAAUUUACACUUCAAGUAGAUGAUUAUGUGACCUGUAGUUCUUGUAGCAGCUACCAGUUGCCAUUGGUACAUCAGGGGAAUGUGAGUACAUUUUUUAAUAGUAGAAGUGUAGACAAGAAAGUGCAUCUGCUUAGAACAUUUUUAUAAGUGCCCAGACUUGGCAGAAAAAUAUGUUUCUUGACUAAAGGCAAGCUAGCAGUCUGAAACAUUAGAGAAUGAUUGUAAAGAUGAUAAUAAUGAUAAGGAUGAUGAUAAUAAAAAAUCUGUAUCUAUUGUGAAAAUAUAUUGCUGUGAUGACAGGGCCUGAAUUUUUUUUUAUGUAAUAUUCCACAACAGUCUAGACUUUCUGGCUAGGCCAAAAACAGUAAAGCUUGCCCAACCAUUGCAAGUCAUGAUGCGUAUAUUCAUCAUAGGCCGUUAUGUCAGGACAGCUAUAGAUGUACCCAUUACUGAAGGGUUAAAACUGCUUAAACUAUGCAUUUGCAUAUUGCAUUAUGUAAAUCCACAUUUAUGCAAGCCCUAGCUAUGACCCUCACCCUCGUUUCAGUGCUAUCACCAGGACUAGCUAAUAAGUGUGCUACAUUAUAUUACACUACACUAACAACAAUGGAGAUGACUACAAAGCAUAGAUACAUGAAAAUUGUCUUCCAUUUUUUGUUUUUUUAACUAUUCAAAAAGUAGUAUGUACCAUUACCACAAAAAGUGCUCUAGGAUUUCAUUCACAUGAUCUGUUAAUGCCUGUUAAUGGACUUUUUGCUUGUGUCCAUAGGCACACCAGAGAAGUACUCAUGCUAGGGCUUAAGACAAUUCACUAGAAGUGACUGGUAAUGUAAUGGAGUCAUGUAUGGAUCCUAAGGAACUACUUGAAUUUUGCAGCUAGUAAUUAUUGUCAAUUGUCAUGUUAUUCUUCCAUCCAAAAAAUAUGCAUCAUUUUUGUUAUACUGAACAUGGUCUUGUCGAAGACCUACUAAUACCUAAUGAUAAUAAUGACUGGACCUCAUGUAGAUAACAGUACAAGAGUGCCCACAGACAUAGUAUGGACAAAGCCCAGAGAACAUUGAUCAUUUGUGUGAUGGGGCUUAAAUUUAUAAAUGGUACACUUUAUAUUGCUGGUACUGCUAUUAGCACGAGCAUUAGUUUUGAUCUUACAUUUACUGACGUUGUGGCUCACCUUUGCAUAAAAUUAUAUACAUUAAAAUUUGUGGAAAGGUUUUGUCACAGUACCUAGCAUAAAGAAAUAGACAGUAUUUUGAAUGAUGGAAAUUUGCUGGUGAUAUUUGUGUACUUAGAUAAAGAUGAUGCUCAUCAUCCCCUUUUCUGAAAGAAAAAUAAAGAAAAAAGGAUACAGGAAUCUUUAUAAGCAAUUUCUAAAUACAAGCAAGGUAAAUGUAGGUAUCAAGUAACUGGAAAAGAGAGUUGCGUCAAUUAUAUUUUCUUUUUCUUUUUUUUUAUAGAAAGGGAAAUGUUCCCUCUUGUUGAUUAAUUUAUGGAUGGCCAGCUUUACCCCUUUGGUGGAGGAUUUUUUUCUUUUAUUUCUUGAUUUUGUGAUUGUGCUUGGUUAUUUUUCAGUUACACAAGUCUUUGAUGUUAUUUUUUAUUGAGAGUCCUCUGCACACUGUAAAGAAAAUCAGUAGGUUUUCUGUAUAUUUUUAUCAUGUGUGCUUAUUGUAUGGCUUAUUAGUUUUCCUGUUGAUCUGGAACUUUUGCAUUCUCUGGGACAUGCUGGGAUUUACGAUGUGAAAUAUGUACAUUUUAGUCUAUUGAACAAAUAUUUGAGAUAUGAUAUUUAAUCAUUUGGAGUGAUUUAGAGGAUCUGUGAUUUUAUAAGUGUUCAUGUAUUUUGCAAGGGGAGAAAAAUUGCCAGCUAAAAAUUUAAUGUAAAAUUUUGACAUAUUUUGGUCAAAAUAGUGGGCAUUUUCUACCUUCAUAGCUUAUUCAGUAUUUUUUGAACAAGCUUGAUAUUGACUAUGUUUUGUUUAUCAGAGAUGACAAAAAAAUGAAGCCACUGGAUGGCAUAUUCCUUGUUCACUGCUAUUUUCAUUUAUUAAGUUUAUUUACAAAUAGAUGGCUCCACCAAGGUCAAAGUUACUAGGCCUGUCUGAUUUCAUGUUACCCUAUUUCAUGUAUUUCUGGAAAAAAAGUUUGUAUUUUGUUACACUUUAUAUUGAUAAUGAUGCAAUGGUAAUAAUAAUGUCAACAAUUAUAAUAUUAAUGGCAAUAAUAUCUGUAUUUUAUUUUUUCUUACCUAAAAAACAAACAAAAACAAUGGAAAUAGGUGAGGUCAGGUUGCCAUCCAUAUGUAACCAAAUGACAAGAGGACUAUAGUGGAGAGUUCAAUGACGAAGCGUUAAGGCUUUAGAAAAUUGUAAAAGGAAAUUGAAUGGAAAACAAAGUGCUUUGAACAAAAAGUAAAAUCAGGAUUUUUUUUUUUUUUUUUUUUUUU